AACUGACAAAGACCAUGGCAGGGCAGUAGGCGACAUGUGUUCCGUGUGUGAGUACUGCCUUGGCGUCAUCAUGGAGGAGAGUAAAGACCUGAGCCGCCGUUCCUUCGUGGUCUCUGCCGUUUCCAUGGUUGCCUCGUGUAUGCGACAUGUGUCGACCGCGCUAACGUGCAAGAGGCAAGAAUCGGAGGAAACAGAUGUUGCAGAUGCAACCAGAAAGGAGGCCAUGGACAGGAUUGCAAAAUGCUACGAAAAUACGUUGGAAGCAGUCCUUACAUGGCUGAAGAGGCGACUUUCCAGUCCUAUAGCCAGUUCAAAUUGGCGUCAAGAAUACGAAAGCGCUCUCUCAUACCGAGAAGAGCCAGAGGUUUGGAGCCAACUCGCGGGCAUCACAUUUGGGGAGGAAGAAGUCGACGCAAAAUGGAGACAGUCUCUGGCAGACAGACUUAAUGAAAGGAUCAAGCAGGUUCGUCCGGUCUACCAAGCAGAGUUGUUCUGUCAGCUUGACCUAGAGAAACUGGAAAGUGUGAUCGCGGAAUGCUUCACUAACGCCGCAUUCACAGCCGUAGAGAGUCUGUGCCAGACUAAACAGGAGUGUGAGUUUCUGAAUCGAAUCGCAACCUAUUCACCAGCAGCAACGAAAUACGGAAAACUCUUCUCUAUCGUGUUGCGAAGGACAUGGCAGCUUAUCGACGAAAGGUGUGAAACAUCACUUUUGCGACAUUUGUUGACUUGGCAACCAUUCCUUGGAUUCUUUAAGAUGUACGCUGGAGCAUCAGUUUUGAAAGAAAAGCUUGAUGAAGAUUGCCAAGAAAUGAUCGUUGUGGCUAUUUCAAAACUUGAAGAUGUGGAAAGGAAGUUAUUGGAUGGAACCAUCUCCGUGGAAGAGUUAGAAAUACUGAACAAGUUCAGCUGCCGGUUCCUUGAACUCAGCAAAAUAAUCACAGCGUACAACCAAGGUGGGGAAGAAAGUCAGGAGGCACAGCAACCAAACCCUUCCCGCGAGGGAAUCGUCAACAUUGUCCUCAGGCGCCGAUGGGGCGAACUCGAAGCAUUCAAGGAAGAACGACGGCACUUGCAGAAGUUCCUGGGCAUGUCUGAGAUUAUUGGUCCAGUCGACAGAACCUCGCUACAGGGGAACGUGGACGACAUUGUUGACACCCUACCCGUCAGUCAUCUCUGUGCUGCCGUUAUUUAUGAUGACAAACAAACUACAGCAAACAACGAGGAUCUGAAAGAAGAGCCAAAGGUCACAUUCUUUGACCUCGCGCCACACGUCAAAGCAAUACUGGGGCCAGUGGGACGACUUGAGAAAAGUGUCCUCUUCCACGCCAUUUGGAUGAAGCAGGCUGAAGAGGCUCGCGCCAGGAUACGGAAACAAAGAGCCGCAGCACCUGAUGAGUCACUGCACCUGCCUGAAGACACAGAGGAGCAUGGGAUUGUGCUCUCAAUAGAUCAGGUGGCCACGGACGUUUGCCAGCCAGCCCUUGAGGCGUGGGAGGCGCAGAGAGAACGCAUAGAAACAGGAGAAAUCACCUUAGAGGACGUCGAUAAGUAUUUCGGAGGCAUAAUGGGUAGCGAACAAGAUUUGCAGCAAGAAAUAGCGACGCUAUCCGACCAGCCUAAAGCCUGUUGGGUGCAGGAGAGAACGGACCAGAUCAGGCAGUAUCACCUGCUCGGACAGUACAUGGAGAAGGCUACUCGUGUCAAUGAUGUGAGGCAGACCUAUCAGCUGACAGGAGACUUCAGCGCCGUGGAAACCUUACUGGACUCUAGAAAUGCAUCCUUCAAAAUGCGCCCAUUGAGAUCUAUUGACGACACUGUCUUCCAAGCUGCUUCGGUUCUCGCUGAGUUGACAGAAGCCACUUCAGAUGCGCUCAAUGCCUUCGUUCUGUCCAAACCUUUGGUGGAGUGGAUGCGGGUACACACUAAAGACACAAAGGAGCUGAAGGUAUUUGCUGAUCUAGCCAGUAUAUCGGCAGGAGAGACAGACAUAGAGAUCGACAGGGUGAACAUGCUGCUCUCAGCAGGUAUAGGAUACGGGCCUCUGAUCUACGACCUCAAAGAAGACGCUGGCUUUACUGAAAUGAUGCAGUCUGCUCAAAAGCUGGAUACAUAUCUAACACAGGACCCAAGCCUGCCAAAGAAAUUGCGCGACAUGAAGAACCAUUUGUCGUGGCUUGCGCACGUCCAAGAGUCACAUGGAUCCGUAGAAAAGUCUUCCCUCUCACAAGCAGAGGCAAUUAAUGCCAGGGGCAUCUACGAGAUUGGUCACAUUACCCAACCAAGAGAUGUACACGAACCACUAGAUAGCGUCGUUACAUUGCGACUCAGCCAGGCCGAUGGUGACACUGACGAUCGGCACUACAGUGUCAGUAACUUAAAGACGCUGCAGAGCAAACUCAUGCUGAUUGCGGGGACAGCCGACAAAGGGAAAGAAGAGGUGGAAAAGUUCGUCGAGGUAUUCAAUGGCGUCAGCCGUCUUGGAAAUGUGUACCUCCGUCUGCGCAGAACUGGCUCAGUGCUCUUCGACAGGUGGACAUGCCUUCUAUUCUGCAAUCCCGAGAGGAAAGUCAAAGCUAUCAUCGACUUUGGCUUUGGGUCGUCAACUCUUUCCGGAACAGAGGAAGACCUUGUAACAGAGGUCACUAAUCUAGCAAAGUUCAUGGAGUCCUGCCUGCAAGGCUGGCUUGAGUUUGUAGACUUUAAAAGAGGUGUAUAUCCUGAACUCAACAACUUCACUACCGAGCAAAUCGUGGUUCUUCGGAGGCAGCUUGCAAACGCUCUGAAUGGCGAAGUGGCAUCGUCACAAGCAAUCUUGUUGCUGGACAGCGUCAAGACUCUCUGCACGGCGAAUGACGUCCAAGAAGCCUUCUCCAUGAUAGACCUGGAUGAUGAUGAGAUGGCUGAUGACACUGGCCGCGGAUCUCCCGAAGAUGAAGACCAAGACGCCGCACCUGGCAUGGCAGGGCCGAAUCGAGAGACACUCCUAAGAGAACUUCGCAAUUGUGUUCCAGACCUUUCAGACGACAUGGCUGAAGCUGCACUUAAAGUCUCCCAAAGGGGAAAUUUCAAUGACACCCUUGAUGAAGCCAUCGAUUGGUGCAUCAAAAACUACGGCAACGACGAAUUAGUUCAAGAGAUUCUUGAACAUAAGGAAGACACAACAAAUCUGAAAGAACAAGAGUCAGCUGAAGCAAAUCUAGAACAGGACGAAGAACGACAUGAUCACGGCAGAAACGUUCCAAGGUUUUCUCCUCUGACAAGCAUGCUUUCCCAGGGUGACCUAACCAGCAGUCUUGUCACGGCAGCCAAAGACAAAAAUGAGACUCUUGUGGAAAAAGUCACCGAGAUUUGGCACCAGUACUUGAAGUCAACCCAGUUUGAGAACAUGAAAGAGUAUUUGAGCUUGGAAACUCUUGGCCGUAUUCUACAGGCACUGCGCACUAAUGAGCACACUUCACAGAGGAGACCAUGGCCAGAGACAUAUUUGAAAGAGGGUGUCCCGAAUUUAAUCAUCUGUCCUGCAGGUGACAUGUUACGAACAGUGUUGUCCCUGUAUUUGCACGGAGGCGUCGACCUGCCAUUGCCGUCCUACCGUGAAGUACUCCUGUGUACACCGGAGACUACAGCAGAGGAGAUCGUGUUACUCUGGAAAAGAGCCACUACUGACGAAACAGGAAGAAUAUUCUGCUUGGUCAACAUCGAUCAGCUGGACCAUGACGUCAGCGUUAAAGCUGAGGAGGAACGGGCAAAGCUGAUGCAGCGUCACACAAGGUGUCACUUGGUUCUAACAUGUGCCAGUGAGAAGCAGCACCAGUCCUACAUAGCGACAGCCCUUGAACAGUACCGGGUACAGCAAGUCAUGUGCUGUCCACUUAGCGAUAUCCAAUCAUAUCUGUCAAUGCAACUUGUUGAGAACCGUUCCAUAAAUGACACCGAACCUGCAAGUGGACUUGACUACCAAAGGAGCUCCGUUCGUGUGGUGUCAUCAGACAGACCUGGUGUGGGGAAGUCCCUGUAUGUCCAACGUCUUGCCGAGAAGCUACGGGUUAAAAUGCGGUCGGCCAGACGACGUGCUUCAUGUUAUCUAAAGGUUCCGUUCCAUGAGGCGGUCAUCGAUGUAGAUGCCUUCCUAUCGGCUCUGAACGAACAAGAGCAAAAUCCCGAGAAUCCCACGCCUACAAUUAUUCACCUCGACAUGUCUCCACUGGUGCGCAAGGGUUUGGACUAUUUUCUUUUCAAUCUGACUGUGCUCGGCCGAGUGAUGGGGAAAGAUGGCAAAGUCUGGUUGCGACUUCCGUGGGAUCUGUACCUAAUCGAGAGGACAUUGGGCCCAUCAGAUGUCCAGAUCGUUGAAACAUCGAACAGCUGUUAUGUGCCGUUUGUGGGAUUUCUGCCCUCUGCUACUUGCCGGGCUCCGAAUGAAAUACUUGCCUUGGAAACAAACGUUGAGCAGAGAACAGCUGAAGAGUGUGGAGCCCAGGAUCCUAUCAUGGAUGCAACACUCUUCUCCACUGAGGAGUUCCAGAGACCUUAUCACUAUCUUCGGCACUGGGAGGCUGGGAAAGACUUAGACAACUUCACAUUCAUCCCCGGCUCCGUCAGUAACAACCAUGCCGAUUUUCUUAAGAUUGUUCUACGCCACUGCGGGAUCAAGGAUCCAUCCUGGGCAGAACUGCGCCACUUCCUGUCCUUCCUGAAUUACCAGCUAAGAGACUACGAGCAGUCCGUCUUCUGCCAAAAAGACCUCAGAGACAGCCUUCCUGGACUGAGAAAGUUUGUUGUCGACUUCAUGAUUAUCAUGUCCAAGGACUUCGCGACUCGUUCCCUUGAGAUGGCCGAUGAAAGCCCGUCGUUCAAGGUGAAUGAUGCAGAGGCAGGUGACACAGAGGAAACAGUGGAGGAGCCUAUUCAAUACCACCUGCGUCGACGAUGGGAAAACUGCCCACAUCCAUACCUGUUCUUCAACUCCGAUCACCAAACGAUGACGUUCCUCGGCUUUCAUGUGGAUGGAAAUGGGAACAUCAGGGACCCGACAAACAACAGGGUCCUGCAGCAAAACGUCAUGGGAAAACCACUCCGGCAAUGUUUGGAUCUGCAGGGUGUAGAUUUACAGGUCAACUUUGAUAAGAUGCAAAGGGCCGAGAAGAUCAGGAAGCUACGUAUGGUCAUGGGGCUGGAUAAAGGAGAAUACUUCGACCCUGACGAGAGUUACGAGCUGACUACAGACAACGUGAAGAAAAUCCUGGCAAUUCACAUGCGAUUCAGAUGUGACAUCCCUGUUAUCAUAAUGGGGGAGACAGGCUGUGGGAAAACACGCCUCGUGAGGUUCAUGUGUGACCUACAGGCAGGACCACCAGCAAACAAAGACCGACCCAAGAAUAUGAUUAUCAUGAAGAUUCAUGGAGGCGUGAGUGCAGAAGACAUCAUCCGUACAGUAACAAUGGCACAGGAGCUUGCAAUAGUUAACAGGCGCCAACACAACAUUGAAACUGUACUUUUCCUCGACGAGGCCAACACGAGUGAAGCUAUCGGGCUUAUCAAAGAGAUAAUGUGCGAUGGGACUGUGAAUGGCAAGCCUCUGCCGGUUGGAGAAGAAAGUUUGAAGAUAAUAGCAGCUGUCAAUCCCUAUAGGCGGCACACGAAAACUAUGAUCCGACGUCUUGAGCAAGCUGGACUUGGCUACCAUAUCAGGGCGGAGCAAACAGAAGACAAACUUGGCGUGAUCCCAAUGAGGCAGUUGGUGUACCGGGUACAGCCCCUUCCACCCAGUAUGCUGCCCCUAGUUUGGGACUUUGGCCAGCUUAACAACCAAACCGAACGGCUGUACAUUGAACAGAUGGUCAAGAGAUGCGUAACUGAAGACCGAAUCCCCCCAGAAGCAACAGAUGCUGUGACUGCGGUGUUGACAGCCUCUCAAGAAUUCAUGAGAAGGAAGAAGGAUGAGUGCAGCUUUGUGAGUCUACGUGACGUGGAGCGCACUCUCACAGUCAUGUCCUGGUUUUUGCAAAUGAUGCCUGUCCUAUCAGCCUUGAUGAAUGAGAAAAUAGCUGACCAGACCCGAACCGACACUAUUCAGGUAACCAAUGUAUGCCGAGCCCUGAUCCUGGCACUUGGUGUGUGUUAUCAAGCGCGCCUGGAAAAGCGAAACGACUACAGAAAGGCUGUCGCAAAGCAUUUCAUCGGGCAAAUCUUCAAUCUACCCAAGGGGGCAAAGACGAUUGAGAAAGAAACUGAAAUAUGUCAAGAUGUGUUCUUGGACCAACUGGACACCCUCCUGGCCCCAAACAUUGCCAGAAAUACUGCGCUAAAGGAGAAUGUCUUCAUGAUGGUGGUCUGUAUCGAGCUGCGGAUCCCGCUGUUCCUUGUAGGGAAACCUGGCAGCUCAAAGUCGUUAGCAAAAAGCGUGGUUAGCGACGCCAUGCAGGGCGACUCGGCCCCUUCGGAUUUCUUCAGGAGAAUGAAACAGGCCCACAUGGUGUCCUUCCAGUGUAGCCCACUCGCUACACCAGAAAGUAUCGUGAAGACCUUCCACCAGUGCAGCAUGUUUCAACAGGACAAAGACCUCGUCAAGUUCGUCUCCGUCGUUGUCUUGGAUGAAAUUGGGCUUGCAGAGGACUCGCCGAAGAUGCCACUGAAGACGCUGCACGCCUUACUAGAAGAAGGUUAUGUCGAGGAAAGUGGCGACGACGACCACACGAACCAUCAGGAGCAGAAAGUCGCCUUUGUUGGAAUCUCCAACUGGGCUCUCGACCCUGCUAAGAUGAACAGAGGAAUUUUCCUGUCCAGGGGAGUUCCAAACAAUGACGAUCUUAAGAAAAGUGCAAGGGGUAUAUGCGAACAUGACGAAAGAGUUUUGACGCAGCUACAGACCAUGCUGGGCAGCUUAGCCGGCGCCUACACAGAUCUGUAUCGGCCUCAGCUGAAGGAUAGGGAAUAUUUUGGUCUCCGUGACUUCUACAGUUUGAUCAAAAUGGUGAGCAACUUUUGUCGUACAUCCGGCCAUCCUCCUUCACGCGCCCAACUGGAACAUGCCAUCAAGAGAAACUUCAGUGGCAGAGACGACAUAGAUCCUCUCAAGAAGUUCCGCAAAGUUCUGGAAACAUGUGCUGACCAAACCGUGAGGACAACAGAUCCAGACUGCAGUCCACUUGGCCUCAUUGGAGCCAGUCUACAGAGUGUUCAUAGUGACAGUGAAGGGCGAUAUCUGCUGAUUCUGACCAAAAACUACGCUGCUCUUCCCAUUCUACAACAAGAAAUGCUCGAUCCCAGGAGCACAGUCAUUCUCUUCGGCAGCAGUUUUCCCCAGGACCAGGAAUACACCCAGAUUUGCCGCGACAUCAACCGCAUCAAAGUCUGCAUGGAAACAGGGCGAACCGUGGUCCUACUCAACCUGGAGAAUCUGUAUGAAAGCCUUUACGAUGCGCUGAAUCAGUACUACGUGGAAAUGGGUGGACAGAAAUAUGUGGAUUUGGGCCUUGGUACUCACAGGGUGAAGUGCCGUGUGCAUAAGGACUUCAGGUUGGUCGUCGUAGCAGAAAAGGACAUUGUGUAUGAAAAGUUCCCGAUCCCUCUAAUCAACCGCCUGGAAAAACACUUCCUUUCGGUGUCAACGAUUCUGACUCCUGCACAGAACGGCAUUGCUAAAAGGGUGAAUGACUGGGCUAAGGCGUUCGUCAAUGUGGAUGCUACCAGGAACACAACCAAGAACAAAAGUAACUACAAGCCUGCUGAUGCUUUCAUUGGGUACCAUGAAGAUCUUCCUGCCACCGUUGUCCUGCGGGUGUGUCAUGGCGUCGACAUCAAUGACAACAAGUGGGAGGAAACGGUGUUUGAAAGGGCGAAAGAGAGUCUUCUCCAGUGCGCAACUCCCGAUGCAGUGGUUCGCCGGCUUGAAAGCUCCCAUCUCACCUCUGACGCACGCGCUAUGGCGCACACGUACUUCCAUGGUCAGCACCACUCCAGCCUUGCGGACUUUCUACUUCAUAACAUACCGAGAGAUGGGAAGAGUGGGAUUUCAGCACAGGUUACAACGCACGGCCGUCUGCUGUCCAGACAAGACCUGCCACAGCUGGCAGACACGCUUGGUGUACGAAAAGCUCUGGUGCAGCUGCUGUCCUUACAACAAUUUGACACGGAGCAACAAUUCAGCAGACGUAUUGGGCAUUUUCUGGAGCAAACUCUGGCUGAGGGAGGUCUCUUGGUUGUUCAAUGUGACUCUGGUGACAUCAACUCCAACCUCAUCGCCUGCGCCUCCCAUACCGUCCAGGCCGAGCGGGCCCAGACCGGCAACCGUAGGUCCAGCGUGGUCUUUGUCAUUCAGCUCACCAGGAACACAGGAAAAGGGUUCUCUGGUCUCGGCGGUGGACAGUGGCUCUGCUAUCACAUUGAUGAUGUUCAUCCUCCAAACGACUACUCCCCAGACGUGGCCGCCAUGAUUGGAAAGUCCGUCAGUUGCCUUAUCGAACCCCGGAGCGCGACCCCACCGGACCAGGCUGAUGACGCGUUGGCUGAACUUUGUGAAUCAGUCAACUUCAUCCACAUCGAUGACGACAAGAGUCUUCAUGAGAGACUGAAGCCGGAUGGCCUGGCCUCCGCACAGGACCGGCAGAGACAACCGAUCACACAGGACCUCAUCGUAGACCUAAACGUAGACCCACAGGACGCGGUGGAGGCGGGUACAUCGGAGUUGGAUGACCAUCUUGACACUGUAACUCUCCUCCGCUCUUCUGUCCAAUCUGCAGCAGCACGUUUGACUGAUCCCUUCGUGAUGAAACACAGAACCAUCGACAGAAUCGACCUACUAUUAAAACUUCUUGCAACCAAAGGGAAGCAAAAUGGAGGUCGUCUGACGUUUGCUGAAGUACUGAGAGGCAGACUGACACUGCUGUUAAAGGAACAGGAAGAGUCUCAGGUACACAUGGGAUCCAACUGGCUUUCACAAGAGGCGGCGGCGUCCAAAGCUAUUCGUCAGGCAGGAACAUUAAGACGAUCGGCAUGGAUCUACCUGCUGUCAGUUGUAUCUCCCAUGCUGGCGGAGGUGAUUGCGUUCUUCGACAGGAACUCAAAUAUGGAUCUCCUCAAGACAAAAGAAGAAUCAUGGUUGCAUCAGCUAUGGCUUCAUAUUGCAGCCAACGACAAGGCAAUUGAUCUACAUUACACAGACUGUCUUUCUCCGAAGAAACGUGCAGUCCGUGAGACGGUACCUGUCCAAACCUCAGGGUACGAUGGUCAGCUAUUCCAGUGCCAGCUUCCGUUCUCCUGGCUAAUCAAGGAGUUGGUGGACAAACUGUGGCAAGAUGCUACAGUAAUGACAGCACGAACUUCGGAGCCAUUUCAGGAGGUAUUUAGAAAUGCAUUUGACGAGACUGAGAUUGGACGACAGCUUAGCAAAGCGACAAAAUCUUGCGACCCCGCCGAGGUCAUGGUAAGAUACAUCCAUGACUAUGUUCUGAUGACUCACAAGAUCACUACGGGCUCAGAAGUAGAGGUCAAGCUUAUCUGCAGAGCAGUUGAGCAUGCCGUGUCCAUGGUAAGGCAGAGACAGGAAGUCCCACUGGCACCCCACAUUACAGAUGUGCAUGUAGCAGUUGACGAUGGAGUCCGCGGCUGUCUGUCCCGCUUCUCCCAGCUGAUGGAAUUUGGUACAGAUCAGCUUCCUACUUUAGAGACCGCGUUGCGCAACCGUCCAAACAUGACGCUUGAUGUUACAGCAUUGCGCUUGGCACUCGAGAAACUAGCCCAGGAACUCUGGCAGUUGACAACCACCAUCGAGAAAGAACGUUGGGGGUCCAAGUUACAGUCAGUUGUUUUGCUGGCGGAGGAUCUUUUCGCAGCUUACAAAGUGAGCUCGUCUGAACAGAUUCAACAUUCCCUUCACGGAUGUAGAUGCUUCCUGGCACGCCUGCGCGUUGUGAAGCUGUACCUUGACCAUCUGUGCGGAGCGGACCAACCACUACCCAUGGAACGGAUUAAACAGCUUUGGAACUACUUGGAGGACGAACCAAACUUCAAGACUAAGCCGACUAUGAAGAAGUUGGAACUAUUUCUGGUCACACAGAGCAAGAAAGCAGCGUUCCAACAUUUUGCUGCCGGUACAACUGAGUGUUGCGUUUGUCGGAACGAGUUGAGCCAGCCAGUCAUCCUCCCGUGCAGACAUGUGUGUGACCAGGGCUGCCUGACGGACUGGUUAAACACUGGCAGAAGAAUGUGCCCACAUUGCAGACAGCCUGUGUCGGAAGACUUCCACCUUACAGUGUCUUUCGAAUCAAAGCAAGCACUACGGAAACACAAAGAUUUCAGACGUCGAAGCAACGCGUUUUUCAUGGAUGUUGUGUCGAUGUUCUGCUUUGCUGAUGACACACCGCCACAUCAGGAUGUCAUUGACAUGCUUCUCGGAUACAUCGUGAGAGAGGUGGCUGAAACCCGGGCCAGAACGAAGGGCUUCUCUCCGUUUGAGGAAGACGGUGUCGACCGAACGCCGAUUAUUCGGUCUUUCCUUCUGCAACUGCUGCUUCGCUACAAGAUUCGUGACGUGUGUGCACAUUUGGAGAAAUACUUUGAAGGCGCUCGAGGUUUCGCUGAAACCAUGGAAGAUGCUUUUGAAGUCUGCGUCAUUGUUGUGCAGUGCAUGGAGAACGCCUUGACCAGUAAAGUAGACCGUCAGCCUGAACGACAAGUUCAUCUCAUGGAACUGGCUGCCAGUGAACUGGAAGGGGCUGCAAAACGUUGCAAGGAGUUUCCAAACAUACCUCUAAUGCUACAGUUAAAUAUGAUAGCCUCCAUCCGAUUCGGCCUUUCUACUGCAUGUGACGUGAUGUACCGUCAGGUCAAUCAGAAAAUGGGCCCUGUCAAUGACCACAGCCGACGAUCUCUUCGGAAGUUGCUCGAGAGUGUUCAAACACUCUUCAGAGAGUUUAAAGCAGUGACAAGAUGGCCGAUGCUGUUUAUUCCGAAGUAUCUGUACAGACGACACGGCCUGGACACACUGAUGUCUAUAGGCCAGUCUCCAGAAUGGCAAUGGUUUUUGCCAGAUGAGAUGCGUGGCUAUCAGGAUGACGUCGUCCCGGACCGCUUUGUUGUCUGUGGAGAAACAUAUUGCCGUAUAAGAGAGGCAGCAGCAGAGACCAUCCUCACUCACGACAUCAAUCAUCUCUGCAAAGUGCUACAGGAUCCCGAUGUUCCACAACAAGACAAAGAAGUGCUGACUCUUCUCGCCAUUUUCACAGAGGUCACUUUGGCGAGGGUCUCAACAGAGCAGAAUGCAAAUGUCAUUUCUCAGAUCCAACAGAUGUUUGUCCAGUUUUCACACUCUACAGAUUUCAUCAGGAACAAGGAACUCGCUGAGAGAUUGAUUUUGAACAAUAACGGUGGGCAUUGCACAAGGCUAUCGUUCAGACCAAAUCAACGCCCACGAGAGCGAAGUAUGUCAGCACUGAUCAUGCACAUGGGCGCUGUUCUGGCUACAACUCCAUCGAAUCCUCUGUUGGAACCUCUGAAAGCCCUUGUUAUUGCUCCCCAUACGAUGGUGGCACACUACCUACCGACGAUGCCUGAUGACCCCUUACCAGAACUGAAGAAGGCCUUAGCAAACCAAGAAGUCGGCUGGUAUCAGUGCCCUAAUGAUCAUCAUUACAUCAUCGGAGACUGUACAAGACCUGCUGUUGUGGGGAAAUGUCAUUGCGGUGCAGGUAUUGGAGGUACCGGGCAUACACUCCUGACUGGAAAUCGUCCUGGAAGACAAGAUGAUGCUACUUCUACUGGGCACAUCAUGGGCGAUGCUCUAGACAGACCAGUCGACCCCAUCCCGGAGAGACAACUGUCUACAUUCUCAACCGUCAUUAUCCGCCUCGUCCUACACGCAGCCAUGCUUUGUGGUGCAAAUAAAAACUUACAGCCGUUUACCAACUUUGUUCGGCCGUUACCGACUGACAUCCCUGACUUCCUCUGGCGCCAUCUCAACCGUGACCUUGAUGACCUCGCAAGUGUCCUUGGCCGCAGCAUUGAUGACGCAACAUUGCUGGUGCACAUUUUGCUGACUAUGGUGUCUCAACACGGCAAUAAAAGUGGAAUGACUGGAGUCUGGAAUGUUGCUUGGACAUCAGUGCAGGGUCGCAAGAAUUGGGAGGGUGCCUUCAACAAUGUGUACAUCAAGCCACUUCUGCAGGAUCUGGACAACAAACUUCAGGAGGCAAAUCGACUUGUUGACGGGGACCGUCGCCUCACACCGUUUCACCGCGUUUUGCUUGACAGUACAACUCCUUCCGAUCAACUGUCACUGGAAAACGUCAUCGCGCUCCCAGAGAUAUGGCAAUAUCGACCCAGUGUGAGCUUGGAGCACAUGUCUCGCUGUUUUGUUGAACAUCAGGCCAAAUUCCCCAUGCUGAAGAUGUUCUUGCACAAUGCCAGCAUUCUGUCAGCCAUGUGUCACUUACCGGACAUCAUCUAUCUGAUCAGCCUCCUGAGGACGAGAUAUCACCGCAACAUCGACCUUACAGAAGCGCUUACAAUGAAGAUCGCAGAGUUUCUGAAUGGCAUGCCACAUGGACAACAGAGACAAAAGUGUGGUAAACUGGUGAAACUCUUCAGUAGUACCUGGACCACUACCCGGCCACUGCUGCUUCAGCAAGAUAACAUUCCUCGGCCUGAGAAUAUGGAUCCAUCCAUAGAUAUUCAAACCACAAGUCUGUACCACCUACUGCCAAUGAAGGAGGAUGCAACCGUCACGUCCAUUAUGACAGCUGUUGUUCUUUUCCUUAUAAGGAAGAACAACGAGUUCCUGGAUAUUUACCGGAGACACGCGGGUGUCCAGGAUGAUGGCAACUUAAGGUCGUGGACUGAUAUCAGUGCUAGCAACGUUGUGUGCUGUGACUCCACGCGAGAUCUCAUGCCCUUGGUUCUCAGCCACUGCAACUACUCCCUAGCCAUAGGGAAAGGGACUCAAGUUGGAUACGACUUUGCGGCACUGGAAAAACAACUUAUUGACCGCUUUUUGUGUGGAAAGUGCAAGAUUGAGGAGCAGUGUGAGACGUUCCAGUUCCGCCAGGAGGCCAGAGAUGUCGCCAUGUUCUCUGCAGUACGGAGGCAAAUUCCACAGGAGACAAUCAGCCUUCCACUACAACGGCAGAUAAUUUUGGAGUCCAAUUCGCUUGAGAAUGUGUGUGUCUCAUUGGCCGCUGUAGACAUCGCCAUUUUCUUCUUGGCAUCCGCUGGUGGAGAUGCAGAUAAACUGCUGGGUGAAUAUCUCCACAGGGUUCUGAAGAUGGGGAAAGCUUCCCGCCUCCACAGCGAUAAGGCGCGAAACCAUUGUCGACUGAAACAUGCUUUAUCGCUCUGGCAACUUUUGUCUGUCCAGCGAGCACGUUUGUUACUGGCACAUGGUCAGGACCCAUUCGACAAUGUCGCCGCAGCUUACACCACACAGUUAGAAGAGGAUCAGAUCAAGGCUCUGGAGAACACCCUGAAGAACAUGGACGUCGGUACACUAGUUGCGGAGAUGUACGAGUUUGUCGUCGUUUCUGAUGACAAGGACAAAAGGAAACCGGAAUGGAGUCUGCGUGACACACUUGUGAGCUACUUGGACGAGAAGGACUCCCCUGAGGUAAAUGGCUUCCUGCAGAACUUCCCAGAAACUAUCCUGUUGGAGCACGUCUGCGACACCUGGCGGAUCCUCGCAAACUACAACCAACAGGACGAUUCGACAAAUUAAAUUCCCGCAGACUAGCCAACACCAUAUAUGAUAUCCAUUGUAUGUUAUUUUAUACAUACGAGAUUCAAUAUUUCUAUACACGAGAUUCCGUGUAUUUUCUAGAAAAGAUGUUAGUGAAAAAAAUAAUUGUUUGAUUGAUUGACUAGUUGAUUGAGAAAAAUUUUGAUUUUGUGUUUGAUUCGUCGUCUAUUGCUGUGAAAACAUGUUAACAUGUAAUAUUGAGAUAAACUAGUUACAGCGAAGUAAUUUCUUUUUAUUACCUUACGUUGUGUUUCCGGACGACACAACCCAGUUCUGUUGGACCACCGUAAUUUCAAAUGAUUCCGAUAGUUUUAGUAAAUUGCAUGAAGCAACUAUGAGAUGGUUCUAUUUUGAUGUAUUUUUUGUCAUUGAUUAUUUGUCAAUUAAUCGUUUUACGACGUUACAUAUGUGUUUGUUUUUGUUGGAAUUUUAGUGUGGCUGCUCUAGGACACAAUUUGUUUGAAAGUAUAAUUUUGUUGUAGUUGGCAAAAUGCAUUAUUGAUUAUUCUUCGAUCGAUCGUUUGUUUAUUGCGGUACACCUACAUUUAUUACACUAUAGUUACUUUGAAGGAUAGAUUUUGUGGAAGUAACAGAUUAUUGUAGUCGG
Messenger RNA from Branchiostoma belcheri (Belcher's lancelet), 14336 nucleotides. Its product is annotated as E3 ubiquitin-protein ligase rnf213-alpha-like. The record is from RefSeq and is a predicted model, not a curated record. The transcript is spliced from 75 exons. Gene Ontology annotation, molecular function: ATP hydrolysis activity; ubiquitin-protein transferase activity. Bases 35 to 13708 code for a protein of 4557 amino acids. NCBI's taxonomy places the organism in Eukaryota, Metazoa, Chordata, Leptocardii, Amphioxiformes, Branchiostomatidae.